Molecule: messenger RNA, 2478 nt
Organism: Maylandia zebra (zebra mbuna)
Lineage: Eukaryota; Metazoa; Chordata; Actinopteri; Cichliformes; Cichlidae
Gene: tti2
Product: TELO2 interacting protein 2
Cellular component (GO): TTT Hsp90 cochaperone complex; cytosol; nucleus
Source: RefSeq, a predicted model, not a curated record
CUGAUGCAGGGAUUUCCCCUGUGGGAAAACGGAGGCAGAGCCCACGGAGUUCAUGUAGUCGGUGUCAGAUUUAACGUAACACACAUGGACGUGUUUGUAAGGUCACGGAGAACGCGGCUCCACCGUUGGACCGAACUCCCAGGCAGCACUAAAGCUCAGAGCAGGGCCAGGAACCUUUCACGUGGAGCUUGUUCCCAGCCGGAAGCCUAUUGCAGGCACACCGCUCGUACCCGUAAACAGUCCGCGGGUGUGGGUGCACGCGCUGCUGCUUUCCUGUAAAAUUAACGUAAAUUUGAAUGAGGACUGAAGCCGCUCUCAGGAUGGAGCUCUCCACUUUACUUCAUGACCUUCAUCUCUCCUCCUCCUCCUCAGAGGAGCAGUCCCCUUCCUCUCCUCCUCCAAUCACAGAGCUCCUUUCUCAGCUGAGGGAGAAGCUGAUUGGUUCCCGUCCUAAAUCCCACUCUCUGAUUGCUCAAAUAAAGCAGCUUUUCCAGUACGCUGGAUCUGACUGGCUGUUCUCUCCAGCCAGCCAGGACAGUAGGUGGGCGGAGCUUGAAGCAGCAUAUGUCUCUCUGAUCAGUGCUCUGAUUGGCUGUGCUGCUCUGCCGCUCUGUGAGGAUGACUGCAGCCCUCUGAGCGCUGCGGCCUAUCAGAGCAUCCCCACACAGGCAGCGGCGGUGUGUGCCGCUCUCACGGCUCUGCUAACAACUCUGGGUGACAGGCGGAAAGGGGGCGAGGCCAGAGAACGGACAACCAGUCUGCUACUUGCUGUUGCUCCACCCACCUGCGUGUUUGCUGUCACACAUUUCCAGGAUCAGGUGUGGACUAGCUCCGCCUCCAGAGCAGCAGCAUGCGGCCUGCUGGAGACGCUGCUGAGUGCAGGAGGGUGGAGAGACUCCGCCCACCUGCUGGCUGGGGACACGGAGGGGAGCAGAGGGAUUCUGGGAGGAGUCCUGGACAUCCUGCAGCCACAGCUCACCAAGGACUCGUGGCAGCGCUGUGAAGCCGUGAAGCUGGUGUUUGCCUGGAGUCUUCUGCAGGUGACCCGCCCAGGACUCUCACCUCACCUGUCCCGCCUCCUUCCCCCCUCCCUCCUCUUCAGUGACCACCACAGACUGGAGAACUGCAUGCUGGGAGUUCGCUGUCUGCACCAUAUCGUGCUCAACACGCCGCCUGCAGAGCUGCAUCAGUUCAACAGAGCCGAGGUUCUUUAUGAGGCGUUAUUCAAACACCUGUACAGGACUGAGGCCGCCGUCAUCCAGCUGGUCCUGUCCUGCCUCUUGGACCUGCUGGUGGUUCUGGAGAAGCCCCCCUCCUCUUCCACCUCCUCCCGCAGGAAGCCGUGUCGCCAUGACGACGUGCUGCGUCUCAUGCUGACCCACAUGGAGGCGGAGAACAAGGUGGUGCUACGGCGCGUCUAUGCUGCUGCUCUGCCGGCGUACAUCGACAGGGUGGGCGUGGCUGUGUGCAGACACCUGUGGCGGCUAGAGCGGGUGGUGCUCGGGUACCUGGAGGUCAGAGACCCACCUGAGGAGGCGAACCGGCUGAGGAUGCUGGAGGCGCUGCAGAAGACGACCAGAGCGGCGUGGCCACGGAUGGCGUGUCGUGUCGACGUGUUGCUGCGUUGCUUGCUGCGGCUGAUGGUUGACGUCUCCUCGGACUCGGAGCUCUGUGAUUCGCUCAGACGGCAGCUGAUGGAUGAAAGCGCCGCCUGCCUCCGGCUGCUGGACGCCGCCUCACACGGACACGUGCAGCGCCUCCUCCAGGAGGUUGACAGCAGCUGCUGCAGCCUGGAGGUGCUUGGUUGCCUAGCUACAGCAGCCACUGCGACUGACAGGUGAAGCUGCGAGCCUGGAGGCGGAGCUUUCAGAGCCACGGCGAGCAGCUGCGGCCUCCUGACACUCAGCAGACGUUUAAAGACAAACGGCAGCACGUUGGCGAAGCUCACGGCACGUCACAGGAAGUAAUCUGGAUACAGGAAGUUUGAAGAGCCGUGUGCUGACAGGUUUGACGGCGCAGAACUGAACUCUGAGAACUCUCACGUGUGUGCGACUGUGACGCGGCGCUCUGUAGCUUCAGGUUAUUGUUUCAUAACCAUGUGAUUAAUAAACGUCAUCGUGGGGCUUGAACGGCUCCGCGGAGAAAACCAAACAUGGCCGACUGUUUUCAUCCUCGUCUCUGUAGAUGGACACAGAUCUGUGAUGAUGUUAGAGCGCCGAUAUCGCAUCACUCUGAUCAUGGCGCGACGGCACACAACCUGCUGCAGGCUAGGGCUGUUAGGGUCCCUGGGUCGUUGACCCAGUGUUUUGUGUUUUUGGUUCUUUGAUUUUGUUAUUUCAUUAUAUUCUAGCUUUGCUUUACGGGUUUUAGGAUCAUUCUUAGUUUAGGUUCUCUGGGUGGGGUUGGUUAGAGUUUUAGUGUUCUGGUUUUCUGUCUGUGUUCCAUAGUUGCUGUCUCCCCUGUCUGCUGUCUCCCCAC